AGUGGUGUCGAUCAGACAGGGUUCUCUAAACUUAAAAGUAAAUUUAACAUCAGUCUCUCCUUUUCUAUCUGUAUAGAGAAUGACAGAGAUACACUGUUGUCAAAUUUAAGUUUAGGUUUAGAGAAUGAUGCCAGAAUUGAUACCAAUAUAGAAUAUAGAUAAGGUACUAACUUUAUUUUGCUUUGUUUUCAAGUGAAGUUUUUGUUUUUGAUUUGGGUUCGUUAGAAUUUGAGAUUUUUGCGAUAGCUUAUGAGUAAUGAGCUGUAAAAUGAUACCCACUUACUAAAACAUUGAUAAGGCCUCUUUGUUUAGGUUCGUGUGUUUUCUAGAAUGUUUAUCGUGCUGAAAGAUUGCGCACAGGGUACAAAAAGAAAAUCACUUUCUUCAUUUUUAUCAGUUUUAAUGUAAACACAGCUGUGAACGUUCUUUCCUGAAAUAUUACCAAGAAAGGCAGUAUUUUGCAGAAUUCUCUUUAAAUUUACUUUGUCUGUAGCAACAAGAUGUAUUGUAAAGUAUGUGGACCAGUUGACGAAGUCUAUGAUGAAAACUCUGAGGCACAUCAUCCGCAUACCCCGAAACAUAUCUGCAACCAAAUUCUUGCAGAUUACUCAAAAAAUAAGAAAGCUUUCACAGGUAACCGAGAUGGCAUUCGGAUUUUGGCUAAUGCUGAAAUUGAGUCAAAAGAAGGUUCUAAGACAGUGACUAAAGCUACAGAUGAUGCUAAAAUACACAUUUGUAUCAAACCUGAGCAAACUGCGAAGUUUACUUUCAUCAUUAUGAAUGAUACCAAGGAGGAUGACAUGUUAAUUGUGGGUUUUCAGUUGGCACACCCGCAACCACAAUUUAAAAUGAAUAAACAUCCAUAUAUCAUAGGGCAAGAUCCACAUAUCUUAACCAAAAAAUCUUCUGUCAAGGAUGAAAUAUCAAUAAGAUUUAAAGUGGAUGAUUUUGGAACUUAUGAAAUGCCAAUUAUGUUUACUUUUCUUCGGUUGAGAGAUGAGAAAAACCUUAUUUUUGUGAGGGAACUGAUGGUGAUCGUACAAGACCAACCGCCAGCAUCUUAUGAGAAAAUACUAUCUCCUUAUAGAGAUAACUUUUGGACGAAAGCAGAAAAUUUCAUUCAUUCGAUAAACAAUGUACCGAUACAGAGUACUUUCAAAAUACCGAAAACUUUGAAAGUCAUCUUACCACGUGGACUGGAUGAGUCAGCACUGGAAGGUCUUGGGCUUCCACGCAAUGAAUUUGAUAAACUAAGGCUUAUCCUAAUAGACACAAGAGCUAUUAUGGAUGAAGGCAUAACUAAAGAUAACUAUAUGAUUUAUUUUCAUACUCUUUUGUGGUGGGAGGAAAUAAUAGCCAAAAUUAAUUUAAGAAAAUAUAACAUGACCGGUGUGUCUUUGAUGAAAGACUCUAAAUUGGGAUAUUUGUUGGAAGUGCCUGGAUUAUCUGAGAAGCGGCCUUCGUUAAUGCGUGGUGAUAGAGUGUAUCUCAGGCCAAAAGAUGACGAGACUAUACUUUUUGAAAGCAUAGUCAAGGAUUUGGAAGAUGACAAAGCUCGUCUUGGUGAUUUUGAUGAAAGUUUCCUUAAUUACUACACCGAAACGGCUGUGUUUGACGUACGCUUCAUAAUGUCACGGGUGCCUAUGGAGCGUAUGCAUGAAGCAGUCUCCAGAUUGUUCUCAGCCAAACAAGAGUGCCGUGUUUUCCCCGAGCCAAACAAGCAGAAGUUUGCCGCUCAUCCCAUCACUAGUUAUUAUAAUAGAUUAAUCGAAAGAAACGAAGAACAGAGAGCUGCAGUAGAGCAUAUUGUAUCCGGUACUUCUGGCUUUGCGCCAUAUAUAGUCUUCGGACCACCGGGUACUGGAAAAACUAUGACCAUUGUAGAAGCUAUUGUACAAUUAGUAGUCAAGAAAGCAAGACAUCGUAUUUUGGUUUGCACUGAUUCCAACAUGGCUGCCGACCACAUAGCCCUUAUGUUACAUAAGUUUAACAAACAGCUAAAGAUCAGCAACUUCCUAUUUAGGGCAAAUUCUCAAAACAGGGAAUGGUCGGUGAUGCCAACAGAACUGCAUCCAGUGUCAAAUGGCACUAACUACGAGAAUUUCUAUUCAGUUAAUAAUGAAAUGAUGGCCUCUUACCGGAUUGUGGUCACCACCCUAUCUCAUGCAGCCAAAUAUUCUUCACGGCGUAACCAACAGGUGCACAAGCUGCAGAUGAGCCACUUAUUCAUAGACGAAGCCGCGCAAGCUUCGGAACCGGCGGCUUUGAUCCCUAUAACUGGCCUAUUGGCGCCCAACGGCCGCUUAGUUCUGGCCGGUGAUCCGAAACAAUUAGGGCCAAUGUGCAUAUCGCGGGAAGCGCACAAUCGCGGAUUGGGCAAGUCGCUUCUUCAGCGCCUGUUGGAGACAUAUAGCAACUUGUAUCAAAACGACCCCCGCUACAUUAUGAUGCUUGUAAAAAACUUCCGUUCAGAUCCUGACAUAUUGAAGCUUCCCAACUCGCUUUUCUAUGACGACAAUUUACAGGCCCUAGCUAAACCAGAUGCAUUGAGCAAAAUAAAUAUAUUGGGUCGGCCCGGUGGCGAAAGAGCUGUAAUUUUUCAUGGUGUAAAUUCAGCGGAACAACGUAUGGGUAAAGCUCCUAGUUAUUUUAAUGAGAUGGAACUGGACGUAUUAAAAGUUUACAUUAAGGUUUUGACUGAUAAUCAUAAGGUGCUACCGGAAGAUAUAGGUGUUAUAGCUCCGUAUAUUCGACAGGUGUAUAAAAUCAAGGCUUGGCUCACGGGAGUGAAGCUGGAUAAGAUUGACGUGGGUACCGUAGAGGCAUUCCAGGGGAAGGAGAAAAGAGUCAUCCUGGUAUCCACGGUUCGCGCCAACUGCAAGCUUCUGGACUACGACGCCAAAUACGCGCUAGGAUUCUUGGUCGACGACAAAAGAUUCAAUGUGGCUUUGACUCGGGCCAAAGCUAAAAUUGUCAUUGUCGGCAACCCAGCAUGCCUCACGAGAGACAUAAAGUGGCGCCGUUAUAUCGACUUGUGCGAUGAAUACGAUUGUUAUUUGGGCAAAGAGUCUCAACAACUGGAAAGAAACUCCAAAAUGCUCAUAGAAAUCGCAAGAACCAGGUUUGACAAAUGUCGUCUCACAGACGAACUGAAGAAGGCAGCAAAGAAUAAUGACAAAAAGUAACAAUUUAUUUUCUUAUUUUAAAAUUAACUUUUUUUCUUCUUCCUGUGCUAAGUUUAAGUAUUAAAAGAUUGUGGCCCACUUACACCAAAGUUCUUAAAACAAUUAAAAAGGUAAUCAUAACUAAAGUCGUGUUGUUUCCUCUAAAGUUAAAUUUGACUAUAGUUAAAUCCUAUAAAAAAAUAUAACCAUUUGUCAAAAUUUAUCAAAUUUACUAUGUAUUUGACGUAUCAUUAAUUAUUAUUAAGAAUUUUGGUGCCAGUGGCCUAAUUUGUUUUUCUUUAAUGCUAGUAUAUCACAUGGUUAUUCGUAUUUGCUAUUUGUAUAUUUGACAGCAGUAUAACCUUAUCAUGUUUUAUAGGGUAUGAAAAGGACAAAAUGCUGUCAAAUUCACAAGUAGCAAAUUGGAAUAGCCAUGUGAAGUGCCACCAUAAUGUAAAAACUUUAAUUGGAUUUCUAAUGCUGUGUACACAUCGGUCCGACGUGGUUUAUAUCCGGUUUCUUCUUUCGUGCACUCAAAUGUAUACAAUAUAAACUUUUGAUAUACCUGUUAAUAAAAAUCGGGCUACUAAUUUUAUUUCUAUGAAGUGCAGCCAGCAACUGAUCAAGCUAUACACAACGCACAUUUCUUUAGCUGGCUUGAGCUUUAUAAAACUAGAUUUAACGUUCACAUUCGAUUGAGAAAAUUUUACAGUUGAGCAUUCGUUUGAUUUUCUUUCUAAGUAUUCUAUUUUUAUGACGUAUUUUUUGUGUUAGUAUAAAUCAAGUAUCACUCAUAAAAAUACGUUUAAUUUUAAUAAUAUUCGGAAAUCUAAAAGGUUUUUACAGUUGAGGUUUCAGGUUCGGGCAGCCUAUGUGUAUACAGCAUGGAACGAGAACUAUACUAGUAUAAUACGUUAAUCACUUUAUUUCUAAGAUAGUUUCUAUUGAUAUACCUUUAUUAUUAUUAAAAUUUAUAUACCUGUCAAAGCAUUUUUUCUCUAUUAUGAUAAUUAUAUUUUUGUUGACAUUAAGUUUAAUACGUGAAAUUAUUAAUACUAUUCAUUGUUUGUGUACUGUACGUACAGUGGUACUGUGUUACUUUUGAAAUAUAUCUUGAGACUUAUAGUAGGUACCCCAAAGCAGUUAUUAGGCCCACUUGCAGCAAAUUUGCUAAAUCUCGAUUCAACUAAAACUAGAUAAAACCUAUAGAAAAAUGUCAAAACGUCAAUAUCAAUUAGACAUUAUUGUAUGGGCUAAAUCGAGUUUAAAUUAAAUCAAGAUUUAGAAAAUUUGCUGCAUGUGGAUCCUAAUCGGCUAGGCCACAGUGAUCAAAUACCACUAGUACGAACCAAUAUCGAAUUCGAAUAGUUAAUUUCGAUCUUGACACGCGUCAAAUGUUUAGAACUUUUGUAUGGAAAUUCGAAAAGCGCCACAACGGACGUAAUGUGAAUUAAAAAUCUUCCAACAACAACAACAACUUAUGACGUUAGACGCUUAAAGAGAUCGAAUUCAAGUAUUCGAUUUCGAUAUAAGUUCGUGCUAAGGGUACAGUCCGCAUAACUACAUUAAUAUAGUUUUAGGUGAGGUGGUACUACGUUGAUGUUGGCCUUGACAUUUUUAAGGGAAAUAUUUAAAUGAUCACUAAUAAAUACAAUUACAAUCCUUCAGGUUAGGUUAGGUUGGUAGUUGUAUUUUUUAGGGUUCCGUACCUCGAAAGGAAAAAACGGAACCCUUAUAGGAUCACUUUGUUGUCCGUCCGUCCGUCUUUCAAGACCAUUUUUCUCGGGAACGCAUGGAGGUAUCAAGCUGAAAUUUAUAUCAAAUACUCGGGUCUACUGUGAAAAAAUCAAACUUCCACCCUUUAUGCCUUAAAAUUUUCAAAACUCGAAAGGGAAUCAAAACCUAUAGGGUACUUCCCAUGAACUUAGAAUCUUGAAAUUUGGUACGAAGCAACCGUACUUAGCCCUACUUUUGGUCUUAUUGCACAGAUAAAGGAAAAAUUGCGAAAACCGUAAAUAUACUUAAAGGUUUGUACGGAACCCUCGGUGCGCGAAUCCGACUCGCACUUGGCCGUUUUUUUUUGGUGAUCAUUUACUAUUUCCGUCCGCGUAGUGAUUAUUGGACCAAUCUUCCUCUAUCACUGUUUAUCUAUAAGGUUGGUGCUUAAUGCAUCGGAGACAUUAAGAGGCUGUUGAUGAAAUAUAGUAUUUUUUAUUAUAUUGUUAUUUUAAGCAUUAAAAUUACAAUAAAAGAUGUAUUACUUGAUAAAUAUAUUAUAUGAUUGAUAAAUAAUUUGUGAUAUUAUACAUAUAAUUCAAAGAAAUAAUAUUUUUUGAUUACAUGUUUACAUUUACUAAAAUGGUAGGUAUUAUAAUAUCCUAUGUCGUAGUUAAUUGUUAAGCGCAACAGUUUUUAAGGUCAUUUGAAAAAUGUUUAACUUUUUAUCGCUUUUUUAGAAUAGGGAUGAUGUCGGGAUAAAGUAAACUUAAUUCUAUUAGGUCUGUCAGUGAGAUUAUCAAAAAUAAUGGACACGUAUUUUUUCUUUUGUCAAUCAACCAAAUAAUGACAUAGAUAAAGCGCGUCAACGCGUGACGUCAUGAGCCCCCACCCCUAAUGAGUACAAAAUUUCCUAAGACGUGACGUCAUACGAUACGAUACCGAUUAUAAUAUAAGACAACAUAUCUACAAUUCCAAAUAAAAAUUUAAGUA
Molecule: messenger RNA, 5873 nt
Organism: Chilo suppressalis (striped riceborer)
Lineage: Eukaryota; Metazoa; Arthropoda; Insecta; Lepidoptera; Crambidae
Source: the annotation of a GenBank genome assembly